GUGAUCCUCCGCGCUGCUCUCUGAGAGUCUGCACGAGCUGUUUACGGAGGACGGCGGACCUGAAGGAAGACAGGCAGGACGAGAGCCUGUCCCAGCGACGACAGACAGACAGACAGACAGACAGACAGACAGACAGAAAGAGGUCACAGCUGGCAGGGUCGGGGUCAGAGGUCACAGCUCCAUGUUGUCUGAUAGAAGAUGAGAGAACAUGACUCCUCCUGCAGCGCUCUGCCGGGGUCAGAGGUCAAACUGCCCCAGGGCCAGGGAUCAGCUGGUCGCCAUGGUGAAGAGCUGGAGGAGGGCGGAGCUACAAACACAGAGCAGAAGAGAACAGGUGGAGAGGACGACAGGUAACACACACACAGCAACACUGUGUGUCGGUCUCUCAGGUGUGUCUGUCUGUCUCUCAGGUGUGUCUGUCUGUCCUCAGGGGUGUCGGUCUCUCAGGUGUGUCUGUCUGUCCUCAGGUGUGUCUGUCUCUCAGGUGUGUCUGUCUGUCUCUCAGGGGUGUCUGUCUCUCAGGUGUGUCUAUCUGUCUCUCAGGUGUAUCUGUCUGUCUCUCAGGUGUGUCUAUCUGUCUCUCAGGUGUAUCUGUCUGUCUCUCAGGUGUGUCUGUCUGUCCUCAGGUGUGUCUGUCUGUCCUCAGGUGUGUCUGUCUGUCCUCAGGUGCGAUCAUCCGGUGGACAGAGCAGGUCUUUUCUCCUUCAUGACGUUUCAUUGGCUGACCCCUCUGGCCAAACACGCCUACAGGAAACGACAGCUCCUAUUGGACAACAUCUGGCCCGUGUCACAGCGGGAGGGUUGCCAUGCCAACAGCCUGAGGUUGGCGUCUCUGUGGGAGGACGAGCAGAGGUCAAAGGGCAGCGAUGCGUCUUUGUGUUCGGUGGUUUGGUUGUUCUGUCGGGCUCGUCUCCUCCUCUCCAUCCUCUGUCUCACCGUCACUCAGCUGGCAGGAUUCAGUGGGCCGGCGUUUGUGGUGAGGCGUCUGCUGGAGUACACCCAGCGGGAGGAGUCUGAUCUGGCCUACGGUCUGCUGCUGGUUCUGGGUCUGCUGACGACAGAGCUGAUCCGGUCCUGGUCUCUGGCUCUGACCUGGGCCCUGAACUACAGGACGGGGUCCCGACUGAGGGGGGCCAUCCUGAGUCUGGCCUUCAACAAGAUCCUGAAGCUCCGCAGCUUCAGGGACAAGUCCAUGGGACAGUUGGUGAACAUGUGUUCCAGUGACGGUCAGAGGAUGUUUGAGGCAGCAGCAGUGGGUAGUCUGUUAGCAGGAGGCCCCCUGGUGGCCGUCCUCGGAGUCGCCUACAACCUGUUUGUGCUCGGACCGACAUCGUUACUGGGAUCAGCCGUCUUCAUCCUCUUCUACCCAACCAUGAUGUUCAGCUCCAGACUGACGGCGUACUUCAGGAGGAAGGGCGUGGCCGUCACUGACAGACGGGUGCAGAAGAUGAACGAGAUCCUCAGCUACAUCAAGUUCAUUAAGAUGUUUGCCUGGGUCAAAGCCUUCGCCCAGGACGUCCACAGGAUCCGCGACGAGGAGCGGAAGAUCCUGGAGCUGACGGGUUACUUCCAGAGCAUCACUGUGGGCGUGGCUCCCAUCGUCGUCGUCAUCGCCAGCGUGGCAACGUUCUCCGCCCACUUGUUGCUCGGAUACGACUUGACAGCAGCUCAGGCCUUCACUGUAGUGACCGUGUUUAACGCCAUGACCUUCGCCCUGAAGGUCACUCCCUUCUCUGUCAAGUCUCUGUCCGAGGCAUCAGUGGCCACAGAGAGAUUCAAGAGUCUCUUCCUGCUGCCGGAGGUCGACAGUGUGCGAGUGUUGCCUGGUGAUCCUCAGGUUGCCGUGGAGAUGUGUGAGGCCAGCCUGGCGUGGGAGGGCGGCGGACAGAGCGCUCAGCCCAGCCCGUGUGUCCGAACAGCCGGCAGACACCGACACAAGUGCAGAGACAGAGUGGUUCUGCAGGAGGAGGUGACCGGCUCCCUGCUGGGAGGAGGAGGAGAUGUAGCCUCGAGUCAAGAGGAGGAAGAGGGGCAGGAGGAAGCCUGUCCUCCCCUCCUGCCUGUCCCUCCGGUCUCCCAGAGACUUCAGAGCACCCUGCACUGCAUCAGCCUGAGUGUGGAGCAGGGGAAGCUGCUUGGUGUCUGUGGAAGUGUCGGCAGUGGGAAAACCUCCCUGAUCUCUGCCAUCUUAGGACAGAUGACUCUGUUGAAAGGCAGCGUGGCCGUCAGAGGAAGGCUGGCCUACGUGGCUCAGCAGGCCUGGAUCCUGAAUGCAACCCUGAGAGACAACAUCCUGUUUGGGCAGGAGUACCAGGAGGACAGGUAUCAGUCCGUGCUGAGUGCCUGCUGUCUCAGACCAGACCUCGCCCUGCUGCCCAACGCUGACCUUACAGAGAUUGGCGAGCGUGGUGCCAACCUGAGUGGAGGGCAGCGGCAGCGAAUCAGCUUGGCCCGCGCCCUCUACAGCGACCGCGACGUUUACAUCCUGGACGACCCGCUCAGCGCCCUCGACGCCCACGUGGCCAACCACGUCUUCCGCAAUGCCAUCAGGAAGCAGCUUUACCACAAGACCGUCAUCUUCGUCACCCACCAGCUGCAGUACCUGGUGGACUGUGAUGAUGUCAUCCUGAUGAGGGAGGGCAGUAUAGUGGAGCAGGGUAACCAUGACAACCUGAUGAAACUGAACAGAGACUACGCCGCCAUGUUCAACCACUUCCAGCUGGGAGAAACUCCUUACAUAGAGGCUCCCAGUAAAAAGAACGGUGGUUCUCAGAGGAAACCAGCAGAUAUUAAACCAGGAUCAGUGAAGAAGAACGCACCAGUCGUCAAAGAUAACAGGGAGGAGCAGCCCAGUGGGGGCGUGGCCUGGCCCGUGUUUCGGCUCUACAUGGCGGCGUGUGGUGGCUCCGCCUCCUGUCUGGUGAUCCUGGCUCUGUUCGUCCUCAAUGUGGGGAGCUCCGCCUUCUGCCAGUGGUGGCUCAGCUACUGGAUCAACCAGGGCAGCGGGGUCAGAUACCUCCUCCUCAUCAUCUCCUCAUCACCUCAUCACCUCGUCCUCAUGAUCUCCUCAUCACCUCCUCCUCUUCAUCUCCUCAUCACCUCCUCCUUAUCACCUUCUCCUCCUCACCUCCUCCUCCUCAUCAUCUCCUCAUCACCUCCUCCUCUAGUAACUCUUUUUCUUCCUCCUUCUCCUCCUUAUCACCUCCUUCUCUUCGUCACCUCCUCAUCACCUCAUCACCUCCUCCUCCUCCUCCUCCUCCUCCAGAACACCACAGUAACCCGGAGCAACAGCUCGGCAGUGAGCAUCAGUAUUAAGGACAAUCCCAUGAUGCAACACUACGCCACUGUCUACGCCUCCUCCAUGGGAGUCAUGCUGCUCUUCAAACUCAUCAGAGGAAUCGCCUUCGUCAAGGGAACUCUGCGUGCCUCUUCUAAGCUGCACGACCUGCUCUUCCACAAGAUCCUCCGCUGCCCCAUGAAGUUCUUUGACACGACGCCUAUAGCGCAAAUCCUCAACCGCUUCUCCAAGGACAUGGAUGAAGUCGACACUCGUCUGCCCUUCCAGGCUGAGAUGUUCAUCCAGAACGUGAUCCUGGUCUUCUUCUGCCUAGGCGUCAUCAGCUGUGUUUUCCCUUGGUUCCUGGUAGCGGUGGGUCCCCUGGUGUUGCUGUUCGCAGCGCUCCACAGUGUCUCCAGGGUCUUCAUCCGGGAGCUGAAGCGCCUGGACAACGUGACGAUGUCGCCCUUCAUGUCCCACAUCAGCUCCAGCAUCCAGGGCCUGACCACCCUGCAGGCCUACGACAGGGGCCGCGACUUCCUCACCAGGUACCAGGUUCUGCUGGACCAGAACCAGGCUCCGUUCUACCUGUUCAGCUGUGCGAUGCGCUGGCUGGCGGUGCGUCUGGACGUCAUCAGCGUGGCUCUGAUCAGCAUCACCGCCCUGAUGAUGGUUCUGAUGCACGGGAAGAUCUCCCCAGCCUACGCUGGCCUCGCCAUCUCCUACGCUGUCCAGUUGACAGGGUUGUUCCAGUUCACAGUGCGUUUGGCCUCUGAGACUGAAGCUCGCUUCACUUCUGUGGAGAGAAUCCAUCACUACAUCCAGUCCCUGUCCCAGGAGGCCCCGGCCCGGGUCAAAGGUUGUGCUCCUCCAGCUGACUGGCCCCAGCAGGGGGAGCUGGUGCUCAGGGAGGUGGAGAUGAGGUACCAGGAGAACCUCCCUCUGGUUCUCAACAAGAUCUCCUGCACAAUCCGGCCCAAAGAGAAAAUCGGCAUUGUCGGCAGGACCGGAUCAGGGAAGUCGUCUCUGGGCGUGGUUUUGUUCAGGCUGGUGGAGCGCUGUGGAGGAUCCAUCCUGAUCGACGGCAUCGACAUCAGUGAUAUCGGACUGGCCGACCUCCGCAGCAAGCUGUCCAUCAUCCCCCAGGACCCGGUUCUGUUCAGUGGGACAGUCCGGUCCAAUCUGGACCCGUUUAACCAGAACAGUGAGGAGCAGAUCUGGGAGGCUCUGGAGAGGAGUCACAUGAAGGAGUGUGUGUCCCAGCUGCCCCUGAAGUUGGACUCGGAAGUGGUGGAGAACGGAGAGAACUUCUCUGUGGGAGAGAGACAGCUGCUGUGUGUUGCCAGAGCUCUGCUGAGGCAGUGCAAGGUCCUGAUCCUGGACGAGGCGACGGCGGCCAUGGACGCAGAGACGGACACUCUGAUUCAGGAGACCAUCAGGAGUUCGUUUCAGGACUGCACCACCCUGACCAUCGCCCACCGCCUGCACACCGUCCUCGCCUCAGACCGCAUCAUGGUGCUGAACCAGGGACAGGUGGCGGAGUUCGGCGAGCCCUCCGAGCUGCUGGCCAAUGAGAACUCUCGGCUGUGCUCCAUGCUGGCCGCCGUGGAGAACAAGAUCUCAGUGCGAGGAUGAGGAGGAGGAGGAGGAGGAAGAGGAGGAGGAGGAGGAGGAGGAGGAUGAGGAGGA
Molecule: messenger RNA, 4966 nt
Organism: Dicentrarchus labrax (European seabass)
Lineage: Eukaryota; Metazoa; Chordata; Actinopteri; Moronidae
Gene: abcc5
Product: ATP-binding cassette, sub-family C (CFTR/MRP), member 5
Exons: 32
Coding region: 209-4912 (1567 amino acids)
Biological process (GO): transmembrane transport
Cellular component (GO): membrane
Molecular function (GO): ATP binding; ATP hydrolysis activity; ABC-type transporter activity
Source: RefSeq, a predicted model, not a curated record